AACUUCUGCAUGCACUUCCUUUUACCACAAAGAAGCCAAUAUAUUUGAAGAGCAGUGGCAGUCUGUCACUCGAGAUACUUGUUCUACAUUUAACAACCAAAAUUUUAAGUUGCAGCAUGGAUCCACAGUCAAAAAUACUGUUCUGCUGGAUUUGUCUUCAAGCGAUCUUUGCCUCUGUUUUUUCGGAUGUGUGGAAGGCAGAAGUUGUCUCUUCAGUGGAGGCGCUGGUCUCAUCUUGUGUCGUGUUGCCUUGUAAAUUUAGUUACCCUGGCACUCGAUUUUCUGACUCUCGGAUAAAGGGAAUCUGGCACAAACAGACAGACAGAAAUGAUCGCAUUUAUGAUGAAGAUCAUCAUUUGAUUGGAGACAACUUCAAGGGUCGCACAAAGCUAAUUGGCCGAUUGAGUGAGAAAAACUGCUCCUUGGAGAUCGAUGAUGUGAAAGACCAUGACGACGGCCCAUUCUGUUUCAGAACUGAACUCCCAGCAGACCAAAAAUUUUCUUUUGUGGAGAAGUGUGUGACCAUCACUAUGAAGCCUGAACCUGACCAGCCAAAAGUGGAACAUGAUGAAUCUUUCACGGACGGAGCAAUUGCCAUCUUUAAGUGUUAUGUCAGACACACCUGUCCCACACACCACCCAACUAUUGAAUGGAGUCGUCAAGAGCCUAAACCCCGUUUGUCCUAUAAGGAUAAUGGCUAUGGAGUUUGGGAGGUGGAGUCCCUCCUGAGCUUCACUGCCAAAGAGGAAGACGAUCACGCUGAUAUCACCUGCACUGUCACUUUCCACGGCAACAAGAAAUCUGCAGUCACUAAGAAGAUAUUCAUAAAACGUAAACAAAAUAUCUUUCACAUCAUUAUUCCUGUGGCUGCUGUGCUCGGAACCAUCGUUGUAUUUGGAACAACAUGUUUCUUUGUGACGAAGAGAUACAAGAGACAGAUCCAAGAGCUCCAAUCUAGAAAUCCAAAUGGGGUAUGGAGUCGUCUCUCCAGAAUGUCUCGCAGGGUCAGGUCAGUGGGAUCGAUGAGGAGCAGGAGAGACGGAGCCUGAUUCCCUCAGAACUAAUCUAAGUAGACUCAUCUGUUGCCUGUUUUUGUAUAUACACUUCAAUGGGGAAAAGAAAUUUAAGAGGCAGGCUUAAUGUUUGAUAUGUAAGGCUGGGAAUUUAUUUGAAGUGAGCACUCAGAUUAAUCAUAUGUACAUAUGAUUAAAACACACACACACACACACACACACACACACACACACACACGCACGCACGCACACACACACACACACACGCACACACACACACACACACACACACACACACACACACGCGUUAAGAUUAUUAGUAGGGUUAUCUUGUGGCAGGCCAGUCCUCAUUGACAGACCAUCUCUUAUUCUUUAUAAACUUUUGUCAUGAAAUGGUUUUUGAAACUUGACAUUUCAAUUUGAAGAAUGUGUAAUCAUUUAUUUCCUUUAACAAAAAUUGGGGAAUGAGAACUUGACUCUAAUGUCAUCAUACGCAGUUUUUUGUUUGCGUAAAAAUGCAAAUGAGAAUGAACUAUUCCCAGGCUGAAUGACAUAAUGAUUUAUGUGUAUUUCAUGACUGUUUUUGUUUCUUUGUUAUAAGAUCUGUUACAUUUGUUGUUUCAUGAAAAAAACACAGACCUCAAGAAAUAGCCGGGGCAGUUUGGCAUACAUGAAUAAUGUCUUAAUAUGAAACACCUGUUUCUGUCAAACACUCACUCAAAGGUACAAGAUCUUUUACUAAUAUAGUGGUGAUAUAGUGGGUAUCAGUGUUAUAACUGAUCCUUUUUGAAAUCAGUACAUAACAAUAUGAACAUCUGUGCUACAAUCAUAUUACACCAACAUGAAUAUGAUAGUAGUUCCAUCUGUAAGUGGAAAUAUUUCUUUAACAUUUACAAAAGAGUCCGUGCUUUGUAGCAGUCAGUGAGUUUUCUCACAAGGGAAGGUCUUCAGGACAGAGAACCAGGGACAAAGAACUGAAAAAUUACACUUAAGUGAAAGUAUGGAUAAUGUGUCAUAAUCUUAAAAGCAAUUAAAAAUGGAAGUGUCCAGCCAAAAAUAUAAUGAAGUCAGAGGAAACAACUUUCAACAUUUAAAUAUACACAAGUAUUUUUUUUUACAGUAUUAAAAUAUCAUGUUUUCAUAUUUAACGUAAAACUUAUUACUUAUCUAACACUGUUAGAAGAAGAUUUUAAUUUUAAAGCAAUUACACAAUUUUUUCUGAAUACAUCAUUUAAUCUUUGCAAGUUUGCUGGACAUAUGCAUGAUGAACACUAUAUAGUUUUCUAAUGAAUUCAUCAGAAGUCAAAUAUCCUGUAAAAACCCAGUAUUGAAUAAUUGGCAAAUCCUUAUGAUAUGAAAACAUCAGUCUGCAUCACACUGCCCUGUCAUUAAUUAUCUUCUUACAACUUCAUGUCCUAUUAUGUUUUAUUUUUUACUUGUUGUUUAAGUUAGUGGCAAGCAGCAGAACAGUGCACAAUGACAGAUCCUCAGACUGAUAAUCAUACAACCAGGCAUGGAAAAUUCAUGAAAAAGUGAAGUAGGAUUAAUAAUUUGCCUUUACUUAGUAUUCUUAGAACUGUGAGAAAACAUUGGUGACAUGUAGGUUUUUUUUAAUGGUCUUUUUCUGUUCCUUUUUUCUGUUCCUCAUUUAUUACAAGAAACCAUAGCUCUUAACUAAAACUGCACAAUGAAUUAGUGUUUAUUGUCCUUCACUGUUUAUUUGAUUUAUCAUUUUAAUCAAUAGAGUAAAUAUGGAAUUUAGUAGAAUGAUUAAAGAUAGCCUUACCUAAGGUAUUAUAUCAGAGGAGAAUACAAGCUUUCAAACCACCAGCUGUCCAAAAUGAAAAGCUCACAUUACUUAUACUGUAGACAGCUAUUUUGCAAAGAGGACUGGAGCAUCUCUGAGGAUAUCUUUCAGUGAAUUACUAUGAUGCCUGCUCCUGAAAACCAAAUAAAUCUCCUUCCUAUUAACUAUGCAUAUAAGGUCACAUGCCACUUCCUUAAGUACUGGGGAAGGAAAGCUGGAAUUGUUAGUUUGUUGAAUUAUAAAUAAUAAAAAGCUAAACCAAAGACAACCUGAAGAAAUACCUUUAAUGGCCUAAUUUUUUUUUUACCCAAACCUGACUAUUUAUCCGUUACUGCUUUAUAGGAGCCAUGGAAGAAGGCAAGAGCCUGAAAUGAGUGUUGCCACUAAGUCAAACAACUGUGUAAGUGCUGUGUCAGGAACAGCGGGAUUCUCAAAACCCCGCUUUCCAUCUCCAAAGAGUGAAAAAAAAGGCUACGACAAAUCUGGUGGCAGACAUACAGAUAGCUAUGAUGAUGAUUACACCAACGUGGGUGACCUCAAUGUUUAUGGGAAUAUCUGAUGACAGUAAUUCUUUUUUUGUUUGCUUGUGUUGUUUUUGCUGUUUUUUUUUAAAAUGUGAUUUUCUUUUUAUGCUUAAUGUGUUCCUUGGUGUUUAAAACAUUCUGUUGUAAUGAGAAUCCUAUUCAUGCUUUGUAUGGGGAGUUUGUUAAAUGAGGAAGCCAUUGAGUCUUCAUACUGUAUGUUGGCUAUGAUGAGGAUAUUUGCAUAUUGGAAAGGUCCGCUGAACACCAACUUCAUCACAGAUUAUACUAUUUUUACAUUUCAGUAGGUAGGGUUUUAGUUCCUUUUACUAGUUGGUGAUUAACCAAGCAUUGUGUAUGCCCACACACUUAUUCCAUGAAGAUGCCCUUCUAAGCAUAAACUGAUUAAAAAAAAAAAGUAAAUAGAAAUAUGUUUAGAAUUGGACCUGUCAUAUUUUAUGAAUUAGGAUAAUGAAUACACAAAUGAACUUGUGAUUUCAUUACAGUAAAUAAAGGCUUACUUUGGAAAAAAAAGAAGAAAAAGAUAAAUGCACUCAUUUAUGGAUAUUAUGUUUAAUUGAUUUGUAAUUACUAAUUAUAAAAAUACUGCUGUGGUUUCUUUGUUUUUUUGGCUGUGACCAUUAAAGUGUAAAACAAGUAUUAA
Molecule: messenger RNA, 4005 nt
Organism: Ictalurus punctatus (channel catfish)
Lineage: Eukaryota; Metazoa; Chordata; Actinopteri; Siluriformes; Ictaluridae
Product: sialoadhesin
Exons: 11
Coding region: 117-1049 (310 amino acids)
Source: RefSeq, a predicted model, not a curated record